UUCGUCAAGACCCUCACGGGCAAGACCAUCACGCUCGAGGUCGAGUCCUCGGACACGAUUGACAAUGUCAAGCAGAAGAUUCAGGAUAAGGAGGGUAUCCCGCCCGACCAGCAGCGCCUGAUUUUCGCUGGCAAGCAGCUCGAGGAUGGCCGCACCCUCUCCGACUACAACAUCCAGAAGGAGUCGACCCUCCACUUGGUCCUCCGUCUGCGCGGUGGU
Neurospora tetrasperma FGSC 2508 is the source of this 219-nucleotide messenger RNA. Its product is annotated as ubiquitin. Gene Ontology annotation, biological process: protein ubiquitination; modification-dependent protein catabolic process. Gene Ontology annotation, cellular component: cytoplasm; nucleus. The record is from RefSeq and is a predicted model, not a curated record. The annotation marks the transcript as partial. Gene Ontology annotation, molecular function: ubiquitin protein ligase binding; protein tag activity. Lineage: Eukaryota; Fungi; Ascomycota; Sordariomycetes; Sordariales; Sordariaceae. The transcript has 2 exons.